Jaminaea rosea is the source of this 561-nucleotide messenger RNA. Its product is annotated as Sm-like ribonucleo protein. Gene Ontology annotation, cellular component: U4 snRNP; U2 snRNP; U5 snRNP. Gene Ontology annotation, biological process: mRNA splicing, via spliceosome; spliceosomal snRNP assembly. The coding region runs from base 46 to 339 and encodes 97 amino acids. The record is from RefSeq and is a predicted model, not a curated record. Gene Ontology annotation, molecular function: RNA binding. The transcript is spliced from 3 exons. Lineage: Eukaryota; Fungi; Basidiomycota; Exobasidiomycetes; Microstromatales.
UCACCUCGUGACCCCUUUGCCCCUCCGCGAGGAGUUUGGCCCAAGAUGAGCUCAAAGCAGCAAAAGCUGAUGGUUCAGCCCAUCACAGUCCUCUUCCGCUACCUCCAACAGCAGACUCGCGUCUCCCUCUGGCUCUACGACAACCUCGAGACACGCAUCGAAGGGCGCAUCGUCGGUUUCGACGAGUUCAUGAACGUCGUCAUUAGCGAAGCAGAGGAGGUCUAUACAGAAAAGUGCAGAAGGAAUGAAGGGGCAGGCAAGAUUCCGGGCGCUAGGAAGGAUUUGGGCAGGAUAUUGUUGAAGGGAGAUAAUAUUACACUCAUCCAGCCCGUCGUAUGAUGAUAGCAACUGCAGCAGUGGCAGCAACGGCAAGCUUUGCUCGGUACCCUCUCUUCUCUUCACCGCCAUCUCGACUCUCGUGCCCGUUCAAUCAGCAGCAUCUUCUACCCAGCCCUUUUCACUCAUGCCUGCGAACAAGAUGCUUGCCUUGCGCUCACGUGUCCAAUAUCUUCAGCCUCAUGCGGCUCGCAAAAGGGAACAGCUGUAUUUGCUAGCAUGAAG